Molecule: messenger RNA, 3339 nt
Organism: Macaca mulatta (Rhesus monkey)
Lineage: Eukaryota; Metazoa; Chordata; Mammalia; Primates; Cercopithecidae
Gene: ZPR1
Product: ZPR1 zinc finger
Biological process (GO): positive regulation of gene expression; axon development; Cajal body organization
Cellular component (GO): nucleus; axon; Cajal body
Molecular function (GO): translation initiation factor binding; zinc ion binding
Source: RefSeq, a predicted model, not a curated record
UUCUCAUUGACCCCCUCCCAGUCCAGGUCUGUCAAAGGGGUUCUGACUGGGCUCUGCUUCAGGGAUCCUGGCUAGACAACGCUGUCUGUCACACCUGGUGGGAGGGCCUGAGUUACGGACCCUUCCUCCGCACCUGCACUAUUCACUAGCCUGCUCCCCACAGGACAGUGUGCAUGGAAUGCAGGCUGUGUCUGGAAGACCUGUGGCCCUGGGGGACCUGAAAUUCCUGAGGUGGGCUGCCUGCUUCCUUUGUUCCUGCUGUUCUAGAGUUUAAAUGGCCUCUUUUUAUGCUGGACUCUCUUCUUGGGAUUCUCAAACUCUUUCACUCAGCAGCAUCAAUGCUCCCUAUAGAUCCCCUGGGAACUGAAACUGCGGUGUGGUGGAGGAAGUGGAAAGGGUAAACACAGUCUCUUGUCUUUGGACUGCCCUGUCCGGCCCCCUUUCCUCCCAGUUCAGCCUACUGUCCCAGGGUUCUCAGCACCUGCCUGUUCCCCAACCCCGUAGCACAGACCCCACACAUAUGUAGGCUCAUCAUGCCUGCAGGCUGGUCUUCCCUGACACCCUGGAUGUUGACAAUAGAACUGGGUUGUGGACCCAGCACCUGGAGAGAAGAAGUGCUAGAAAGGUAGAAAUAAUAAAAGGUGUUUUUGUUGUUGUUAGGAAACUGGAAAAGCAUGGGUCAAGGGGGUGGGCUAUGGUGGGGAUGGGAGGAGGUGGGAGUGAAAAUGAGGGCUGUGUACUUGAGGCUGGGAUUGGGGAAGGUAGUGAUGAGGACAGAAUAGGGAGUGGGAAGGACAGAAAAGGACAGCCGGCUUCAGGGAUUGAGAGAGGGGAAAAAGCUGAGCCACCCGGAGGGGGGACCUAGCACGCAAGCAGCAUGUGGCCCAACACUGGAACCAAGCAUCCCGGCUCCGGGCGCACCGUCUCAGGAUUCCCCAGGGACAAGUCCGGCCCCUUGUCCUCAAGGCUCUACCGACGUAAGGACCAAUAGAACCCGGUGCGGUGGAGCUAUUGUGAAGGAGCAAAAAACUGCCCUGGUUCUAAGAGGACGUCUUGGGGGAAGUGACGGCUGAGUUGAGGUGGAUCUGGCUGGCGAUGGAAGGUUCGAGCCAUAUAAACCUGGGAACCCGGAGCCUUUGACGACAUUGUUCGCCGAAGGCCCGGAGUCUGCGGACUCUUUAAGAAGGGAGGCGGGGGUGGUGGCAGCUGGCGGAAGUGACGGUAGGGGUGGGGCCGCUAGAGCGGCGGAAGUCGGAAGCAGAGGUCCAAAUUGCGCGUGGUGGCCAUGGCGGCGAGCGGGGCUGUGGAACCCGGGCCCCCGGGGGCUGCUGUCGCCCCCUCGGUCGCCCUGGCCCCGCCGCCCGCCGCUGAUCACUUGUUCCGGCCCAUCAGCGCCGAGGACGAGGAGCAGCAGCCCACUGAGAUCGAAUCGCUAUGCAUGAACUGUUACUGCAAUGGCAUGACGCGCCUCCUGCUCACCAAGAUUCCCUUCUUCAGAGAAAUAAUCGUCAGCUCCUUUUCCUGCGAGCACUGUGGCUGGAACAACACGGAGAUUCAGUCGGCAGGCAGGGUCCAGGACCAGGGAGUACGAUACACUUUGACCGUCAGGGCUCCGGAGGACAUGAAUAGAGAAGUGGUGAAGACUGACUCUGCUACCACAAGGAUUCCUGAGCUAGAUUUUGAAAUUCCUGCCUUUAGCCAGAAAGGAGCUCUGACCACUGUUGAAGGAUUGAUCACCCGUGCUAUCUCUGGCCUGGAGCAGGACCAGCCUGCACGAAGGGCAAACAAAGAUGCUACAGCUGAAAGAAUUGAUGAGUUCAUUGUCAAACUGAAGGAGCUAAAGCAAGUAGCCUCCCCUUUCACUCUGAUCAUUGAUGAUCCCUCAGGGAACAGCUUUGUGGAAAACCCACAUGCUCCUCAGAAAGAUGAUUCCCUGGUGAUCACACACUACAACCGGACCCAACAUCAGAAAGAGAUGCUGGGGCUCCAAGAAGAAGCACCAGCAGAGAAGCCAGAAGAGGAAGAUCUCAGAAAUGAAGUGCUCCAGUUCAACACAAACUGCCCAGAAUGCAACGCCCCUGCUCAGACCAACAUGAAGCUAGUACAAAUCCCUCACUUUAAGGAGGUUAUCAUCAUGGCUACCAACUGCGAGAACUGUGGGCAUCGGACCAAUGAGGUGAAAUCUGGAGGAGCAGUAGAACCCUUGGGCACCAGGAUCACCCUCCACAUCACAGAUCCCUCAGAUAUGACCAGAGACCUCCUCAAGUCUGAGACUUGCAGUGUGGAAAUCCCAGAGCUAGAAUUUGAACUGGGAAUGGCCGUCCUUGGGGGCAAGUUCACCACCCUGGAAGGGCUGCUGAAAGACAUCCGAGAACUGGUGACCAAAAAUCCUUUCACACUGGGUGACAGUUCCAAUCCUUGCCAGAAAGAGGGACUGCAGGAGUUUAGCCAGAAGAUGGACCAGAUCAUCGAAGGUAACAUGAAGGCUCACUUUAUUAUGGAUGAUCCAGCAGGAAACAGUUACUUGCAGAAUGUGUAUGCACCUGAAGAUGAUCCUGAGAUGAAGGUGGAGCGUUACAAGCGCACCUUUGACCAAAAUGAGGAGCUAGGGCUCAAUGACAUGAAGACAGAGGGCUAUGAGGCAGGCCUGGCUUCACAACGGUAGCAGUGGGGGGCUCAAGGGCCAGCGUCCAGUGCUGCUGUUUCUGUAGGUUAUUUAUUAGUAUCAGAAGAAGGCUGGGAGUGUCCUCCCCACCAGCCCUUGCCCAUGGUGGGGAGGACAUCUGGUCUGGGUCAGACUUUCUAAACAGCUUGUGAUGUAAGUGUGAGCCUCUUGUGUUACUUAACCUUAUUUUGGAAGUUUUGAAUUGGCCUCGGAGGAAACCCAGAAAUGAACCAGGGGUAUGUCAUUAUCACUUUUUUCAUAGCAAGUCCUUACCCUCCCUCCACUUAAUGCUCUGUCCUCUAAGGUUAGAACUCUGAAGUUGGAGAAGGUGGAAUAAAGUUACACCUGGAGUUUGGUUGUUGGUUUCGAGUAUAUAAAAUACUGACUUUCAACAGGAAAGGAGUCUCCUGAGGGGAGACCAAGUCCAGCACAAGUGAAGGAGUUACCAUUGAAAUGAUGACUUUCAAACAGCACUGGCCUCUGUAUUGACCCUAUCCUUGCUGAUAUGCUGUUAGAAUUCAGCCUCCCAAAGAAAAUUUUCCCGCGUAUCCACUGUAAUUUGGGGAUUGCAGCUGGCAUUUAAUUCAUUCCUGCAACAGAUGCUUGCUUAUCUAUGUUAUGCCAAGCACACCACAGAACAGAGGACAAAAUAAAUCUCUUUCAUUGAACUUAAA